This is a messenger RNA of Sapajus apella (tufted capuchin), 2241 nucleotides long. RefSeq names its product divergent protein kinase domain 1B (gene DIPK1B). The transcript has 5 exons. The record is from RefSeq and is a predicted model, not a curated record. Bases 93 to 1388 code for a protein of 431 amino acids. Lineage: Eukaryota; Metazoa; Chordata; Mammalia; Primates; Cebidae.
GGCGAGGGAGCGGCGGCCGCUGCGGGCCGGGCCGGGCCGGGGCUGAGGCCGAGCGAGCCGCGGGGCCGGCGCAGCCCCGGCCGGCGCCCACCAUGCGGCGGCUGCGGCGCCUGGCGCACCUGGUGCUCUUCUGCCCCUUCUCCAAGGGCCUGCAGGGCCGGCUCCCGGGCCUGAGGGUCAGGUGCGUCUUCCUGGCCUGGCUGGGCGUGUUUGCGGGCAGCUGGUUGGUGUACACGCGCUACUCGUCCUACUCGGAGCUCUGUCGCGGCCACGUCUGCCAGGCGGUCAUUUGUGACCAGUACCACAAGGGCAUCAUCUCGGGCUCCAUCUGCCAGGACCUGUGUGAGCUGCAUCUGGUGGAGUGGAGGACCUGCCUCUCGGUGACCCCCGGCCAACAGGUAUACAGUGGGCUCUGGCGAGACAAGGAUGUGACCAUCAAGUGUGGCAUCGAGGAGGCGCUGGACUCCAAGGCCCAGACGGACGCGGCCCCCCGGCGGGAGCUGGUGCUGUUCGACAAGCCCACGCGAGGCACCUCCAUCAAGGAGUUUCGGGAGAUGACACUCGGCUUCCUCAAGGCGAACCUGGGCGACCUGCCUUCCCUGCCGGCGCUGGUGGGCCAGGUCCUGCUCAUGGCCGACUUCAACAAGGACAACCGGGUGUCACUGGCGGAAGCCAAGUCCGUGUGGGCCCUGCUGCAGCGUAACGAGUUCCUGCUGCUGCUGUCCCUGCAGGAGAAGGAGCACGCCUCCCGACUGCUGGGCUACUGCGGGGACCUCUACCUCACCGAGGGCGUGCCCCACGGUGCCUGGCACGCGGCCGCCCUGCCCCCCCUGCUGCGCCCGCUGCUGCCGCCGGCACUGCAGGGUGCCCUCCAGCAGUGGCUGGGGCCCGCAUGGCCGUGGCGGGCCAAGAUCGCCAUCGGCCUGCUGGAGUUUGUGGAGGAGCUCUUCCACGGCGCCUACGGGACCUUCUACAUGUGCGAGACCACGCUGGCCAACGUGGGCUACACGGCCACCUACGACUUCAAGAUGGCUGACCUGCAGCAGGUGGCCCCUGAGGCCGCCGUGCGCCGCUUCCUGCAGGGCCGCCGCUGCGAGCACAGCGCCGACUGCACCUACGGGCGCGACUGCAGGGCCCCAUGCGACAGGCUCAUGCGGCAGUGCAAGGGCGACCUCAUCCAGCCCAACCUGGCCAAGGUGUGCGCGCUGCUGCGGGGCUACCUGCUGCCCGGCGCGCCCGCCGACCUCCGUGAGGAGCUGGGCACACAGCUGCGCACCUGCACCACGCUGAGCGGGCUGGCCAGCCAGGUGGAGGCCCAUCACUCGCUGGUGCUCAGCCACCUCAAGACCCUGCUCUGGAAGAAGAUCUCCAACACCAAGUACUCCUGAUGUGGCAGCAGGGGGCCCUGGCCAACCUUCCUGGAGCCGGCCUGGUGCCUGGUGCCGGGGUCCAGCCCCGCCUCUAGGAAUCAGUCGGAAAUGUUAAAUGCUGUUGCAGAAUCACUCCCCUGAGGUCAGGGCCCUGGACUCCACACCACAGACAUGAGGACAUCCUAGCUCAGAGCAGAGGCAGGAGACCCUGUUACUCUGAAGAACAUGAUGUAAAUAAACAGCUUUUAUGUAAUGGCCAGGGCUGAGCACCCUGACCCCCGUCAAUGCUGCGCAUGGGACCCUUUGCCCCACUGUGGAUACUACCUGGCCCAGGCACCCAGACUGGGGUUGGGACCCUGAAUCCUGGGGAGGCAGCCCUCCAGUGUCAGUCAAAGGUGAGGUCUAUUCUAGAGCCCCUGCCUGCCCUACACUGCUGAAGGUGCCAGGGCAGUUCCCCAAAAAGGAGCUUCUGAAGGAACCAAUGACCAGGACCCCAAACCUGGACCAUGGCACGACAGGCCAAGAAAAAGGCAUUCUAGUGAAGCAGACUGAUGUGGUGAAAACAUUUUACAAAAUCCAGCUCUGAGAUGUAGAACUCACUCCCUGGGAAACAACCUCGCAAUGGCCAUCUUCUCCGGCCCUGUGCUCUCCCCAGUAGCCCAGGGAACCCAGCAACCAUCCCCCAGGGGGACAGGCAAGGACCUGGGCGGGAAGACCCCAAAGCAGGAAUACCGUUCAGUGCCGGCUCUGCUCCGCAAUGGACGAGUCAAGACACUAUACAUUCCGUUCCAGACCCAUUUAUUCUCAAAUUUUGCCAACACAGAAAUGUUAUCCUUGAGGAAAUGUGCAUUAAAUCUUCUAAUUCACUUCA